AUGUUCGUGGCGCUGGAAAUUAAAGAAGAUCUCACAUCAGAAGCCGACGCGUUGCAGUCCAUUGUGAGAAUGGCCAAGUUAAGAUCGCCGAAAUUAAAGUUGCUGAAUGGAAAAGAAGAAGGGAUUCGUGAGCCAGACUUUAAGGGCCCCAAGCAAGUAGCGUAUGUGCGCUUGCGCCGAAACGAGCGUGCUGACCAUGUUAUUCUUUCGUCUGGAGAGAAGUAUUCAUACUCAAAAGCAAUGUUGGAGCCGCUGCUACAACACCUGUCCGAUUUGUCAAGUUCAAAGUUCUAUACAGAACUAAACGCUUAA
Molecule: messenger RNA, 312 nt
Organism: Phytophthora nicotianae INRA-310
Lineage: Eukaryota; Oomycota; Peronosporomycetes; Peronosporales; Peronosporaceae
Exons: 1
Coding region: 1-312 (103 amino acids)
Source: RefSeq, a predicted model, not a curated record